CCCCACUCUCAUCCUCCAUUUUCGCCUCUCUCUUCCCUCUCCUCCUUUCUUCCCAAAUGGCCAUUGUUGAUGACGCAGAGAUGCGGUUAACCGAAUCCGAAGCUGUUUCGAGUUCCGAUGAUCGUAAGAUCGUUGCAGAUACUCCCGAUUUUAUAGACGAAUCCUCUCUAGUCAUCAGAACAACCACUGGAGUCCGAAUCUCAGCUCUACCGGCGGAGCAAAGCCUUGUUGACUCCGAUGGAUCUAACUCGGAGGUUACGCUUCCGGCGAAAGACGAGGUAAUUAGUGAUGGUUUUACUUGUGUGAACAAAGAGAUUGUAGAAUCUGAUUCAUUUAGGGAGCAGAAUCUAGAGAUUGGAGAACCUGAUUUAGAUGUUGAGAAUCGCAAAGAAGCGAUGAUUAUUGAUUCGAUAGAAAAUUCUGUGGUUGAAAUUGUUUCAAGUGCUUCUGGUGAUGAUUGUAAUGUUAAGGUAGAGGUAGUGGAACCUGAAUUGCUUGUUGAGAAUCUGGUGGUUGCUAAAGAAGAAGAAGAAAUGAUUGUUGAUUCUAUAGAAGAUUCUGUUGUUGAAAUUGUUUCAACUGCUUCGGGUUGUGAUUGUAAUGUGAAGGUUGAGGUAGUGGACCCUGAAUUGUGUGUUGAUAAUCUGGUGGUUGUUAAAGAAGAAGAAAUGAUUGCUGAUUCGAUAGCGGAAUCUGUGGUUGAAACUGUUUCGAGAGGUUUAGAUUAUGAGUGUGUUGAUGUCAAGGUGAAAGAAGAACCUGAUUUAGGUACAAAAUUGGAAGAAGAUUCUGUUUUUCCGAAUGUGCUUGAGAAGAAGGAUGAGGUAAUCAAAGUCCUGGAAGACCAGCCAAGUGAGAUUAAUAAGAAGCUAGAGCAAGAGAAUGAUGAUCUCUUUUCGUCUGGAGAUUCAGAUGGUACAUCAGCCAAGAGAAGGAAAAUGGAGAUGGAAUCAUAUGCACCAGUCGGUGUGGAAAGCUGUAUCCUGGCGCCGACGCCUCUUCGAGUUGUGAAACCAGAGAAGUUGGAUACCCCUGAAGUUAUUGAUCUGGAAUCAGAGAAAAGUUAUACUCAUGUGAAGAUGGAACCUGUUGAGGAAAUAAAGGUGGAAGCUGUUAAGAUGAGUUCUCAAGUGGAAGAUGUGAAAUUUAGCCGUGAGCAGAAAUCUGUGUAUGUGAAGAAGGAACCAGUUGGAGCAAGAAAGGUGAAAGUGGAAGAUGGAGAUUUUCCGGUGGAGAAAGAUUGGUAUUUGGUUGGGAGGUCACUUGUUACUGCUACUUCUACGAGUAAAGGAAGGAAAUUAGAAGAUAAUGAGAUUGUGAAUUUCACAUUUUCUUCUGUUGCAAAAUGGAAAGUCCCAAACAUUGUUCGUUUCUCUACCAAAAGAUGUGGAGAGAUUGGUAGACUUCCGAUGGAGUGGUCAAAUUGGGCUGUGAGCCUUUUAAGAUCUGGUAAGGUCAAGAUGUUAGGCAGAUGUGUAGCGGCGCCACCAUUUCUUACAAUGAUGCAAGAAAUUAUGCUAUAUGUCAGUUUUUACAUUCACAGCUCGAUAUUCACUGAUGUUAGCAAAUCCACUUGGCGGAUUGGUUCUUCCCCAAACCUUGAGUCCACCCUUCAUCCUCUUCUCCAGCUUUUCAAACACUUGACAAUCAAACCUUAUCAAAAGGCGGAGUUUACUCCUGAGGAACUCAACUCUCGUAAACGUUCACUGAAUUUGGAGGAUGACUAUGAUGAAAGAGCAGCAUUGUUGGCCAUAGCAAAAAGAAGAAAAGGUUGUCAACAGUCUCUGGAGCAGAACAAAGAUGAAGAAGAGGCUCCUGAGUCAUAUAUGAAUCGGGUUGUCGGCGCUGCCGAUUCAUACAACCUUGAGGAAAUGGAAGCUCCAAGUACACUCACGUGUAACCUGAGACCGUACCAGAAACAAGCUCUCUACUGGAUGUCGGAAUCUGAGAAAGGAAUUGAUGUUGAAAAGGCAGCUGAAACUCUACAUCCUUGCUGGGAGGCUUAUCGAAUCUGUGACGAGAGGGCACCUUCUAUUUAUUUGAACAUCUUUAGUGGUGAAGCAACAAUCCAGUUUCCAACAGCAACGCAGAUGGCAAGAGGCGGAAUAUUGGCAGAUGCCAUGGGACUUGGUAAAACUGUGAUGACAAUUGCACUAAUACUUGCACGGCCAGGCCGAGGUAACCCGGAAAAUGAAGAUGUCUUGGUGGCAGAUGUUAAUGCAGAUAAACGCAAUAGGAAGGAGAUUCAUAUGGCACUAACGACUGUGAAGGCAAAAGGAGGCACUCUUAUUAUUUGUCCCAUGGCAUUGUUAAGCCAAUGGAAGGACGAGCUUGAGACUCAUUCAAAGCCUGACACUGUGUCUGUGUUAGUUUACUAUGGAGGGGAUAGGACACAUGACGCGAAAGCAAUAGCGAGUCAUGAUGUGGUUUUGACAACUUAUGGUGUUUUAACCUCAGCUUACAAGCAGGAUAUGGCAAACAGUAUUUUCCACAGGAUUGAUUGGUAUAGGAUUGUUCUUGAUGAAGCUCACACGAUCAAAUCAUGGAAAACUCAAGCUGCUAAAGCCACAUUUGAGUUAUCUUCACAUUGCAGAUGGUGUCUGACUGGGACUCCCUUACAAAACAAGCUCGAAGAUCUAUACAGUCUUCUAUGUUUCCUGCAUGUUGAACCAUGGUGCAAUUGGGCUUGGUGGAGUAAGUUGAUACAGAAGCCUUAUGAAAAUGGUGAUCCACGAGGACUGAAGCUGAUCAAGGCGAUUUUGAGGCCAUUGAUGCUGAGAAGAACAAAGGAAACAAGGGACAAAGAAGGAAGUCUAAUUCUUGAACUUCCUCCAACCGACGUCCAAGUCAUUGAAUGUGAACAAUCUGAAGCAGAACGUGACUUCUAUACAGCCUUGUUCAAGAGAUCCAAAGUCCAAUUUGACCAGUUUGUGGCACAAGGAAAAGUUCUUCACAACUAUGCAAACAUCCUCGAGCUCCUCCUCCGUCUACGCCAAUGUUGUAACCACCCUUUUCUAGUUAUGAGCCGAGCAGAUUCACAACAGUACGCUGACUUAGAUAGCCUUGCAAGGAGGUUUCUUGAUAACAACCCUGACUCUGUUUCCCAAAAUGCUCCUUCUCGGGCAUAUAUCGAAGAAGUUAUCCAAGAUUUACGCGAUGGCAAUAGCAAAGAAUGUCCAAUAUGUCUGGAGUCUGCAGAUGAUCCCGUUCUCACACCUUGUGCUCACAGAAUGUGCCGUGAAUGUCUCCUUACUAGCUGGCGCUCUCCAUCUUGUGGUCUAUGCCCAAUCUGCAGGACAAUCCUGAAGAGAACCGAACUUAUCUCAUGCCCGACAGAUAGUAUAUUCCGUGUUGAUGUGGUAAAGAACUGGAAGGAGUCUUCAAAGGUUUCGGAGCUGCUCAAGUGCUUAGAGAAGAUCAAGAAAUCUGGUUCGGGCGAGAAGAGCAUUGUCUUUAGCCAGUGGACUUCAUUUUUGGAUCUUUUGGAGAUUCCAUUGCGAAGAAGAGGAUUUGAGUUUCUUAGAUUCGAUGGGAAGCUGGCUCAGAAGGGAAGAGAAAAGGUUUUGAAAGAGUUCAAUGAAACCAAACAGAAAACGAUUCUGCUUAUGUCUCUGAAAGCUGGAGGAGUCGGUCUGAAUCUAACUGCAGCUUCAAGUGUCUUCUUAAUGGAUCCAUGGUGGAAUCCAGCGGUGGAAGAGCAAGCGAUCAUGAGAAUUCAUCGAAUAGGGCAGAAACGAACGGUAUUCGUCAGAAGAUUCAUUGUCAAGGAUACAGUGGAGGAACGGAUGCAGCAAGUUCAGGCAAGGAAGCAGAGGAUGAUUGCCGGAGCUUUGACAGAUGAAGAAGUCCGGUCUGCAAGACUUGAGGAGCUUAAAAUGUUGUUCCGAUGAGAGACUUGGAGAAAGUCUUCUUUUUAAUCGUCUUUUGAAGUUAGAGAGUCUUCUUUUUGUUUUUUUUCAUGUAAAUAUUGGUACAAGUUAUUUAUCUUUCUCCCCUAAUGAGUUAUAAGUAAUUUUGAACACUGAUUGUCUCGAUCCACAUAUUGUGUAUAUGAACAGUUGAACGUGGAUUAUGUAAUUUUGAA
Molecule: messenger RNA, 4084 nt
Organism: Arabidopsis thaliana (thale cress)
Lineage: Eukaryota; Viridiplantae; Streptophyta; Magnoliopsida; Brassicales; Brassicaceae
Product: Helicase protein with RING/U-box domain-containing protein
Exons: 18
Coding region: 57-3890 (1277 amino acids)
Cellular component (GO): nucleus
Molecular function (GO): hydrolase activity, acting on acid anhydrides, in phosphorus-containing anhydrides; zinc ion binding; ATP binding
Source: RefSeq, marked reviewed